AUGUCUUUUUGGCGUGGUCCCUCGCGAGGCGAACAAAGGCCAGGCCCUCUGUUUAGGCGAGGCCGGGCUGGUCAACGACAUGCUGCGUUUGCAGCCGCCUCACUUGAGCCACCGAGACCCUUCGGACCCGCCCUUGACAACAUUGAUAUCAAGUCUUUGCUGAUAGAAGAGGAUUCUCCCAAGAUUGAGAAUGUCACAUAUGUUGCGUCAUACAAUUGGCUAGACGGAGCGCAUCCAGUUAUCCUCGUCCCCGGUUCUCCGCCGGCUUGGACACCACCUAGUGAGGAUACGCAGUUGACACCUGACAGCCAGGAUGUGUUCCGCGAUAUCAACGCAGCGAGGUACGCCGCAUACCCGAUGGAACCCGCUAUUCGUUCGAUACUCGCUCUUGAACCCGACUUCGACCUACAAGCUGUGGAUGUGAUGGGGUGCGGGAGUACGAUGGGGAAUCUGUUGAGGCUUGUUUCAUCCCAAGGCAGACCUUUUCGAUUUGACGUCGACCUCAUUGGGGAGACAGUGUUCUUUGUUCGACACGAAAGCUCUCCUGCGGAACUUAUAAAAGAUCUUAGGGGUUAUGGGCAUACCUUUCCAGAGAUGUAUACGACUUGGAAUUCUGAUGUUGGACAGUCCUGCUCCCACCAACGCAUUGUCCAAUACGAAUUUGGUGGUCUACGGUUCCUCAUCCGGUCCGAAACAGAUGGAUACGUAAAGGAACCAACUUCCAGCAGAUCAUCAAGCACAACAAAGUCUCUGUCUUCAACUUCAGAUAUGCUGGGCACGAUGUCUAUGGGUAAUGUUGGGCCAUCAACAGGCCAAAAACUUCUGUUGAAGAUUCAAGGAGAUAAGAUACCACAGGACAGAAUCUUUGAUAUCAAAACUCGAUCGGAACAUGUGGUCUUCGACUUGAAUGAGAUUAUUCCGAGACUGUGGAUCAAUCAAACGCCUCGAUUCUUACUCGCAUACCAUAGCUACGGUCUUUUCAGAAAUCCAUCUGUGAAAGACGUUCGACAAGACGUUCUAGCUUGGCAGGAUUCUAACUCUACAACAUUAGGAAGAUUCCAUGCGCUCAUUAAGCGGAUUUUAGACGUCGUCCGAGAUUCAGUCAACCAACAGAUUGAGGUCAGCUGGGAUGGCCAAGGACCUUUGCUUAUCACCGAACAAAUUGGAGAAGGGAGGAGAGUCCUCCCACCUGAUCUGUACUGUCAUUGGGAAAAUAUCUAA
Amorphotheca resinae ATCC 22711 is the source of this 1221-nucleotide messenger RNA. RefSeq lists its product as hypothetical. The transcript has 2 exons. The record is from RefSeq and is a predicted model, not a curated record. NCBI's taxonomy places the organism in Eukaryota, Fungi, Ascomycota, Leotiomycetes, Helotiales, Amorphothecaceae. The coding region runs from base 1 to 1221 and encodes 406 amino acids.